GUGGAAGUCAUGGAGCGCGGGUCGUACCCGGGCCUCGUGACCAUGUACCACUUGUACACCGUGGACAUCAUCUGCAGGGGCCUGCCCGAGAAGGACUUCAACAGCCUCGAGUUCCACGGGCCGGACGAGAGCGGAGUCCGGCCGCUGAAG
This is a messenger RNA of Prorocentrum cordatum, 150 nucleotides long. NCBI's taxonomy places the organism in Eukaryota, Dinophyceae, Prorocentrales, Prorocentraceae. The record is from the annotation of a GenBank genome assembly.